CCUUUUAUGUUCGAUCACCAGUGGUGUCACUGCUCUCUCGCUCUCUCGCUCGCUCUUCUGAAAGUAGAAUAAAGCUACGCCUUCGACAUGGACUUGGCACCAACUACUAUUACGCACUCCUUCUCUCAGUCCAUUAUAUAAAACCUCUCCAAACCUCAAUUUUUCCUCUAUAAUUCCAUUUUGUCCAAAUUCUUCUCUGUUCUCUGCUAUUUUGUCCCUACUUGAAAAUGGGUUACGGAAGGCUCGGAUCAUCGAAGCGUACAGAGUCGUCGUUUGGCGAAUCUUUCCGAAGCCAAUUGGAAGAACCCACCAGUAUUUCAAGCUCGAAGAAGGGAAAUCGGAAGCUCAUUAUCCUCGGCGUCGUCUCUUUUGUCUUCCUCGUCGCUGCAGCGGCUUCCGCCGGACUCGUCGUAAUUCUCCGACCGAAAACCGCCGGAGAACGGGCACUUGGCAUCCGAGGGAAACCCAGCCAAGCCAUCUCCAAAACCUGCAGCAAGACUCGUUAUCCAGAUCUCUGUGUCAAUUCGCUCGUCGAUUUCCCAGGGGCGCUCCAAGCAGGGGAACGAGACCUCGUUCACAUCUCAGUCAACAUGACCCUGCGACGCGUCGGAAAAGCCCUCUACGAUGUGUCGGACAUUGGAAACUUACAAAUGGAUACUCUGGUUCGGUCGGCGUACGGGGAUUGCAUGGAGCUGUUGGAAGAUUCGGUGGAGCACCUCUCACGGUCUCUGGCGUCGGUGGUGCCACCGACAGAUGGAACCGGACAGACAGGAACCGUUGGAUCAACGCAAGACGUGAUGACGUGGCUUAGUGCGGCACUCACGAAUCAAGACACGUGUGUGGAAGGAUUCGAUGUUGUGAAUGGUGGGAACGUGAAGAAUCAGAUUCAAGAGAGGCUUAAGGAUCUGUCGGAACUGGUUAGCAAUUGUCUAGCCAUUUUCGCUUUUUCCGGCGACGACGGGGACUUCUCCGGUGUUCCCAUUCAGAACCGGAGGAGAUUGAUGGGAAGCGAAUUUCCGGCGGUUGAGGAAAGUCAUGGGUUCCCGGAAUGGCUGACGAGGAGAGAGAGAAGGCUUUUGCAGAUGCCGGUUGAUGUGAUGCGGGCAGACAUUGUUGUGUCCAAAGACGGAAACGGCACCUUUAAGAAGAUCUCUGAUGCCAUUAAAGCUGCUCCGGAGCAUAGCAGUCGCCGUUUUAUUAUCUACGUCAAGGCCGGAAGGUACGAAGAGAAGAACCUCAAGGUGGGGAGAAGAAAGACCAAUUUGAUGUUCAUGGGUGACGGUAAGGGCAAAACAGUCAUUACAGGAGGAAAGAGCGUCUUUGAUAAUUUUACCACGUUCCACACGGCCUCUUUCGCGGCGACGGGGGCUGGAUUUAUCGCAAGGGACAUCACCUUCGAGAACUACGCGGGACCUGAAAAGCAUCAAGCGGUGGCCCUGCGUAUUGGUGCGGAUCACUCGGUGGUGUACCGAUGUAACGUUAUAGGGUAUCAAGACACGCUAUACGUACACUCGCAGCGGCAGUUCUACAGGGAAUGCGAUGUGUACGGCACCGUGGACUUCAUAUUUGGGAACGCAGCGGUGGUGUUGCAGAACUGUAGUCUCUAUGCACGCAAGCCCAUGGACCAGCAAAAGAAUACUAUCACGGCCCAGAACCGCAAAGACCCGAACCAGAACACCGGCAUCUCCAUCCAUGAAUGUCGGAUCCUUGCCGCUCAGGAUCUGGAGUCCGUAAAGGUCACCUACCAGACUUAUCUGGGCCGUCCAUGGAAACUCUACUCGAGAACGGUUUAUAUGUUGUCUUACAUGGAGGAUCACAUCCACCCAAGAGGUUGGCUGGAAUGGAACGCCACCUUUGCCCUCGACACUCUCUACUACGGUGAAUACAUGAAUUACGGACCAGGUGGAGCCGUCGGGCAGCGGGUCGGGUGGCCCGGUUACCGGGUAAUCACCCAAGCUGCCGAGGCGGCCAAGUUCACCGUCGCCCAAUUCAUAUACGGAUCUUCUUGGUUGCCUGCUACCGGAGUGGCCUUUGUGGCUGGGCUUUCGGUUUGAUAAUUAAUUUUUAUCUUUAUCUUAUUUUCUUACCUUUUAUUUUUAUUUUAUUUUCUUGAUCAAAGAAUCAAUAG
Telopea speciosissima is the source of this 2128-nucleotide messenger RNA. RefSeq names its product probable pectinesterase/pectinesterase inhibitor 34. The coding region runs from base 228 to 2054 and encodes 608 amino acids. Gene Ontology annotation, molecular function: pectinesterase inhibitor activity; pectinesterase activity. Gene Ontology annotation, biological process: cell wall modification. Lineage: Eukaryota; Viridiplantae; Streptophyta; Magnoliopsida; Proteales; Proteaceae. The record is from RefSeq and is a predicted model, not a curated record. The transcript has 4 exons.